AGUGACAGCUGUCCAAUAGGCACUCUCAGUGCUAGCACGGUUUGCGGCUUAAGCACUGCCGCGGUCUGAGGAAUGUCAACUAUUCAACAUGGAGGCGGAGGUCGAUAAGCUGGAACUGAUGUUCCAGAAAGCUGACUCUGAUCUGGAUUACAUUCAAUACAGGCUGGAAUAUGAAAUCAAGACUAAUCAUCCUGAUACAGCAGGCAAGAGAAAUCCAGUUACACUCUUAAAGGAAUUGUCAGCAAUAAAGUCUCGAUAUCAAACUUUGUAUGCCCGCUUUAAACCGAUUGGUAUAGAACAGAAAGAGAGUAAGAACCGCAUUUGUGCUACUGUCAAUAAGACGAUGACCAUGAUACAAGAACUACAAAAGGAAACAGAUGUGGAGCUGUCACCACUGACUAAAGAAGAGGAAACUGCAGCAGAGCAAUUAAAAUCUUUUGUUCAGACUUAUGAAGAAGUGGACUUGCAAAAGGGAAUUCUAAUGGAGAGGAGAUCCAUUCCAGAAAGAUUUAAGAAGAUGUCUUGUUAGCACUCGAUGACUAGAGGUGGGGGGAUGGAGGAGAUUUGGCUUGGGUAACUGGAUAGUGAUGCCUUUCACAAGAGAAGGUCCUAUAAGAAGGGCAGAUAUUAUAUGAAUAAAGUUCAGCCAAAAACAUGGAAUGGGAAUAAAGGGAUUUAAAUGUAUGUAUGUACACACAGUCUUAUCAUUUCAGGCAAGGAAGUCACGUAACAUUAUUUUGCAUUUGUUUUUGUAUAAUUGGGAGAAAAUGGAUGUCCUGGCCUACCAUAAAAGGAUAUUUAUGUACUAUUGGUUAGUAGAUAUGAAUGAGCAUGCUUUGGAAAUUAACAGAUAGAAAAAAUAUUUGUAUUAUAUUAUACAUUAUAUGUAUAUAAUUUUAUUUUUGAAAAGUUUUGAUUAUAGGUAAUGGUCACAUUAUUGGAGACUGCUAAUAUGUGACCUAAAAUCCUCCACAAAAGCUAACAUUAGUAAUAAUAAAUUGGCUUUUCUGUGACA
Messenger RNA from Neofelis nebulosa (Clouded leopard), 1015 nucleotides. RefSeq names its product spindle and kinetochore associated complex subunit 2 (gene SKA2). The record is from RefSeq and is a predicted model, not a curated record. Lineage: Eukaryota; Metazoa; Chordata; Mammalia; Carnivora; Felidae. Bases 89 to 529 code for a protein of 146 amino acids. Gene Ontology annotation, biological process: chromosome segregation; mitotic cell cycle; cell division. Gene Ontology annotation, cellular component: spindle microtubule; outer kinetochore. The transcript is spliced from 4 exons. Gene Ontology annotation, molecular function: microtubule binding.